Messenger RNA from Cannabis sativa, 1547 nucleotides. RefSeq lists its product as uncharacterized. The transcript has 5 exons. NCBI's taxonomy places the organism in Eukaryota, Viridiplantae, Streptophyta, Magnoliopsida, Rosales, Cannabaceae. Bases 370 to 1224 code for a protein of 284 amino acids. The record is from RefSeq and is a predicted model, not a curated record.
UUACUCAACACAUAACGAGAAUGAGAUAUAUCAAAAGAAAUCCUAAGGUGCACCAUACCUAGAUAUAGAUUAGCCUGCAAAAAAAGAAUCUCUCUAUCCCUAUCCUUUCGUUUUCUUUCUUUACUUUUCUUUUCUUUUCUUUUUUUUUUCUUCUCUCCGACUGAAUAAUCUAGGCAUUGAUGACAUUGACGGUAAUAACCACUUUAUUUAUUAUUCCUUUGUGAAUUAGCAGACAACCCACUAAAACCCAAUCUUGUUACUUUCAUCACUACUCUCAACUUACCUUUUUCUUCUUUCUUCUUUCUUUUUUACGUGUCCAUAGCUAGUAUUUCUAAUUAUGAGAAAAAGUAGAUAGAGAGAGAGGAAAAUAUGGAAGAUGAAGAUUACAAUAUACCAUCAUUAUCUGCUAAGGAUUACUAUGAUAAUCUAAGAAAGUUGUCUCCAGAACCAGAUAUAGUAGCAGUGGAAGAAGGAGAAGAAGAUAAUAAUAAUAAUAAUAAUAAAGAUGAUAGUAAAAUUAACAAGAACCCUGUUGUUGUACCAACAAGUUUGUGUUUGGAGAUAGUGGAAUUAAAAGAAGAAGAAGAGAAUAGGAGUACUACUCUUACAGUUACAAACAACCAUGUGGCUGAGGGGAGAAACGACGACGUUUAUGUUGCCGUGGGUAAGGAUGACUGUGAUGUUGUGAAAUGGACACUAAACUACGUCGUUUCUUCUGCUGCUCGCCUUUAUCUCCUCCAUGUUUAUCCUCCUGUCACUUACAUCCCUACACCUGUUGGGAACUUGGCAAGAAGUCAGUUGGCCAAAGAACAAGUGAGGUUUUACUUAAAUGAAGAGGAGAAUAAGAGGAGGAACAUGUUGAAAAAGUACAUUGAUUUGUGCAAUGAUGCUAAGGUACCUGUUGACACAGUACUAGUUGAGCACAAUUCAACAGCAAAAGCAAUUGUUGAUCUCAUUCCUAUACAUAACAUUAACUAUCUGGUUAUAGGGAAAAAGCUACCUAAUUUGAGGAUAUUGAAGAAAAAAGUAUCUAAAGGAGAAUAUGUGAAGAAGAAUGCCCCUGAAUUUUGUCAAGUAACCAUUGUUAGUAAUGAAACAAGACUUAUCCAUUCAACUAAUCAACAGGCAUCAUCAAGUGAUCCAGGGAGAUCUAAUCAUCAUAUUAAUGGCCACCCUGAAAGAAACUUGUUUAUGUGUGCAUGUUUUUCAGCAUGUUUAAGGUGAAAUGGAGGCCUUAAACUUGCAAAAAUGCAACAAAUGGAAUGGUGGAUCGAUUUCCUACAAUGAGGAACACUGGUAAUAUGGUAAAGAACUUGGACCUAGAAAGAAAGAAUAUAUGACAUCAUAAAGAGGUGAUGAAAAGUCCAUCACUUGACCAAGGCUACAAGAAGAAUGGAAGAAGGGGUGAUAAGUCAUGUGAUUCAUGUGUCAACCUAACUAUAAGUGUGUCAGAUUUGAAUUGACUUCCCUAUAACCUAAUUAAUGAAAUUUGUCAUUUUGAUGAGUGUAAAAAUGUACUAAAUAAUAUAAUGAUUAGUUAACCUAAA